Molecule: messenger RNA, 354 nt
Organism: Dibothriocephalus latus
Lineage: Eukaryota; Metazoa; Platyhelminthes; Cestoda; Diphyllobothriidea; Diphyllobothriidae
Source: the annotation of a GenBank genome assembly
AUGACCCGCGCUCGCUUCUAUCGAUUUCAUCGCCUCUACUGCCUUUCUGCGCCUUACCAAGAACCACUGACGGCAGGUCGUCCGGUUUAUCUCUACACUUGGAGUCUCCCCGAUCCCCAUGCAGUGGCUCGUCUGACCAACGUGGAAGCUAGUUGCUUCAAGCACGUGGACCAAACCAUCGGCCUAGUCUUCUCGAAGCCCAUCACUAAGGUAGGUGUUUCCUGGUCGCUACCAGUGUACUGUCAAUCGCUCGGGUACUUUCAGGUCUUAGGCCAACUUUUCUGCUGUCAUUUGAUUCCACGACUCCUAUCUUGUUUCUUUUUCUUCAUAGAAACACGUUUUGACACUAGUUAG